AUAGCUAGUCUGGUCAGGCUGCAUCCACUCAGAACUUCAUUAACGCUACAGUAAAGAAGAAAGAAAUAAGGCACAAUGUCGGAUCAGUCGCCUUUUGAUACUGACGUCCAAACGAUCACCCGGUUUGUCAUGGAACAGGGAAGGAAAGCAAAAGGGACAGGGGAAUUCACGCAGCUUUUAAAUUCUUUGUUAACUGCAAUCAAGGCCAUCUCCUGUGCUGUGCGAAAAGCAGGUCUUGCCCAUUUGUAUGGAAUUGCAGGGACUGUGAAUGUGACGGGGGAUGAAGUCAAGAAAUUGGACGUUCUGUCAAAUGACCUCAUCAUUAAUCUGCUGAAAUCAUCCUAUAGUACUUCCGUGUUAGUGACAGAGGAGAACAAAGAAGCUAUAAUUGUGGAACCUGAGAGAAGAGGUAAAUAUGUGGUCUGCUUUGAUCCAUUGGAUGGCUCUUCUAAUAUUGAUUGCUUGGUAUCUAUUGGAACUAUUUUUGGCAUUUACAGGAACGACUCUGGAGAGCAGCCUACUGAAAAUCUUGCUCUUCAACCUGGACGAACAAUGGUGGCCGCUGGAUAUGCACUGUAUGGCAGUGCUACUCUAGUAGCGCUCUCUACAGGACAAGGUGUUAACUUCUUCAUGUUGGAUCCAGCUGUAGGUGAGUUUAUUCUUGUGGAAAGGAACGUGAAAAUAAAGAAGAAAGGAAAAAUAUACAGUCUGAAUGAGGGUUAUGCCCAAUACUUCGAUCCUGCACUCACUGAAUAUAUACAGAAGAAAAAAUUCCCUGAGGAUGGUACUGCUCCAUACAGUUCAAGAUAUGUAGGGUCUAUGGUGGCAGAUGUUCAUCGUACAUUAAAAUAUGGAGGUAUCUUCAUGUAUCCUGCCAACAAGAAAAGCCCAAAAGGAAAGCUUCGUCUUCUGUACGAAUGCAACCCAAUGGCCUUUAUAAUGGAACAGGCUGGUGGAAAAGCCACAACAGGAACCCAGCCAGUACUUGAUGUGAAGCCAGAGUCUCUUCAUCAACGGGUUCCACUCAUAAUGGGAUCACCUGAUGAUGUUGAUGAAUUCCUUUCCUUUGUAACGAAACACGAAGCUAACGCAUGAAGUUUCAAGCUCCCUACAGAUUGCAAAACUGAUUACUUGAAACAAUAAUGACCGAUCUAUAGAUUUAAAUAAACAGGACUGUGCUCAGUACAAAAGUGUAAACUGUAUGAGAAACACAUUUGAAGUAGAUAUAAGAAUAUAUUGCUAAAUUUUCUUCCAUGCUUGACUCAAUUCUGCAUUUGGUUUUCUGAAUUCUCAGUUUUCCUGAAAGUAUAGUUUUCUUGCUGCACUUAGAAAAUUAGAGACUCUUUGGGCAGUUGUUUCUAAAAUUAUUUCACUAUUUCUUUGUGCAUUUGUUGAGUUAAAUGAGUUCAGAAUUAUGUUAAUGUUGUUCAUACGGGUGACAAUUAUCCAAAGAAACUGAGGCUUAACUUCAUUUCAAGCAGUCAGGGAAAGGGACAAGGUCAAACUAUUUAAAUGGAGAAGAAUACUGAAGAAGGUGUACAGCUGGCUACCAAUUCAUUGUCAUCUGUUUCGUUCUCCUGUUGAAGACCAAUUUCACCCUUAUGUGUAUUCAAGAUAGAAUUAUUCCAUUUCAAACAUUAAGUACCAAUUUUUACAAGUAACAAAGUAAAUCAUGAGUCUCGCCAUGUUUCACACAAACUUUCCCACUAUAUACAACAUCCAUCCAAGCACAUAUAUGACUUGAAUUGAUGAAAAUCUGUCCACGAGAACUGUUGUAACCAAGUGAAAAUGGAUGAGAUGACUACUUUACCCUAUCCUCCCACUACUUGUUUGACUGCAACAGGUUUGUGCUUUAGAAUUUAGAGAGAAUGCAUUUUACCAAUUCUAUAAAUACUCCACUAUUUUAAUUUUGAGGCUAAGAAGAAUUUCAGAUUUCCUUAGGUUAAACAAACAACAUUAUGUAUUGAACUGUUCUCCAAGCUAAAAAUGAUCAAGCAAAGCAAUACUGUUCAUACAGUCACGCAUUGUCUUAACCUGUCUCCUUCUUAGCAAAGAGCCCUUGAAGUUCUCUGCUCAGCCUAGCGAGAUUCUAUUAACUUAUGUCAACAGCUGUUAUUAUUUCCAAACAAGCAAUUGCGUUUUGAUGUUCCAUUGUAGAAACAUUUGAAAAGUUUCAGGUUGAUGUGAAUUGAUGCAAGGUGGGGUCUUUCAUGCUUCCAAGGUCUUUCAUGUUUAUUUUCAUCCUUUUUGGUAGAUUGUUGAAAUUGUGUAAUUGCAACAGUUGCCCAAUGUGCGUUAACUCUUCAAAAAACGCAAUGCUUUGUCGAGGUUUCUGUUUUACUUUAAAUCCAGCUGGGAAAAGACAGAGUUACAGAGUGACACAAGCUCUACCCUUUAUCUACAAAAUCCCUUAUUGCAAUUGCUUAAAUAUGAAAUGAAUUGUUU
Chiloscyllium plagiosum (whitespotted bambooshark) is the source of this 2445-nucleotide messenger RNA. Its product is annotated as fructose-1,6-bisphosphatase isozyme 2-like. Lineage: Eukaryota; Metazoa; Chordata; Chondrichthyes; Orectolobiformes; Hemiscylliidae. Gene Ontology annotation, cellular component: cytosol; cytoplasm. Gene Ontology annotation, biological process: fructose 6-phosphate metabolic process; fructose 1,6-bisphosphate metabolic process; gluconeogenesis. The record is from RefSeq and is a predicted model, not a curated record. Gene Ontology annotation, molecular function: fructose 1,6-bisphosphate 1-phosphatase activity.